AUGAAGCAGUUAGAUUGGAUACCUCAAAAAUAGCUUUCUGAAGAAUAAAAAAGCAGAAUUUAAUUGAUAUAAGCGAAGUUAGAUCAAAUAUAGUAGGAUGUUCCAGAAUUUGAAAACACCAGAAAAAAUUUAUCCUUAAAAAAAGAUGAAUUUAUAAAAUAAGCUGAAAGUGUUUUCUAAAAAAUGUAGUAAGAAAUUAUCAAAUCUAUUUCUAAUAAGUUUGAUGAAUUCGAAAAUGAAUUGUUUAAUUACUAAAAAUACUAGCAUUAUAUUACUUCAUGCUGUUAAUAAAUGCAAUAGUAUUUGAACACUUAAAUUUACAAUUUCACUAUUUCAAAUUAAGCAUAAAGAAUUUGUAAUAUGAACUUGAAUGCCUUAAAUCUGAUAGGCUAAAAAGUUAAAUAAAGCUAUGAAUAAGAUGAAAACAAUUUGGAUAGUUUUGCAAAAUAUCUUUUAGCUGAUAUUGAAGAUAUUUUGUAAAAAAAAAUUAAAUAAAAAAGGUUUUCUAGUACAAGCGAUAUUUAAUCUAUUUUAGAAGAUUUGAAUUAACUUUAACUGAGAAUCAACCCACUUGAUUAAAAAGAAGAAGAUUUGAGAAUUUUAAGCUCACAAUAAGAAAAUCUACUUAAAUAUUUUCACGAUUCUUAAUAAUAGUAAUCCUAAAGAAAUAUUGUCAAAGAUAAUUCAUCUUAAAAUAUAAUAUAGUUAGCCUUAGAGCAACUCGAAUAAAUAUAAGCUUAGGAUGAAUUAAACUAAAAUACAGAAAAUAAUAAUUUAAUAUAGAAGGAUAUAAUAGAUGCAUGUCUUCCAAUAAGCCUGUAAAAUUUUUAGAAGGACUAUAAUGUGAUCAAAACAUCUCAUAUUUUUAAAGAAUACCCUCAAAGGUUCAAUCCUCAAUAAAUAUCUAUCCCUAAUAUAGCAACAGAUUCUUACUAUUCUAAAAAAUUAAUUGUAGGAGGUUGGGACGGUUAAAUAGAGUUAUUUGAUGUAAGUGGAGACUUAAGCCAAAAAAUAAUUAAAUAGCUUUUUGAUGGCCCAGUAAAAGUAAUAGCUUUUAUAAAGAGCAGCUAGUUGGUAUGUGUUAGUGGUUGUGAGUAAAGUAGAGAGCAUCCCAGAAUUUAUUUAUUAGACUAAAAUAAUUUGGAGAUCAUUCACAUUAUAGAAUUAUAAUAAGGAGAAAAAGUUGUUGAAAUUUUGGAAUUAAAUAAAAAUGAAAAUAUUUUAGUAAGUUAGUUAAUUAUUGUUAGUGAAACAUCAAUUUAUCUUUAUAGCCUAACUGAUUAUAAAUAGCUAAAAUCAUUUACAAUCAAGUAAAAUGUAUUGAAAGCACAAAUUUUACAAGACAACAUUUUCUUAUCUAAUUAAUCUGGAAAUAUCUUUCAUUAUAUUUUAAAUGAAGAUCUUUAACUUGUUAAUACAAUUUAGAUUCAUUCUGAUUGGAUCCAUUUGCUUAGCAUUUUAGAAUCUAAUGAAAACAUUGUCAGCAUACUCAGUGGUUCUUAUGAUAAGAAAGUUGCACUCAGAGAAUAUAACAUAGUUACUAAGGAAUUAAAAUUAAUUUCUGAACUUUCUAAUGAAUUUUCUUAAUCUUUACUUUAAAUUGAUAGCCAAAGGUUUAUUAUUUCCUAUGCUAAUAUUUUAAAUUUUUAUGAAGGAAACAAAUUGAAAAACAAAUUAAUUGUAUAUGAAUUAGAUGAAAUUUAGCAAAUGUGCUUAAUUUAAAAUCACUUAGCAAUAUCUGGAAAAUCAGAUAAUUCUAAUAUAGUCAUAAUUUGA
Molecule: messenger RNA, 1776 nt
Organism: Tetrahymena thermophila SB210
Lineage: Eukaryota; Ciliophora; Oligohymenophorea; Hymenostomatida; Tetrahymenidae
Exons: 2
Molecular function (GO): protein binding
Source: RefSeq, a predicted model, not a curated record